AGGACUGGCGAUGAUUAUCAUCGCCGAGGGUUCUCGAAAGCCGCCAACGGAUACAUAAGGGUCCUCAACCCCUCUACCAUCUCGACAUCAACUCAGAAACAAACAACUCCAUCACAAAGCCAAAACAAAACUACUACCACCAUUCAAGGCCACUACAACUCAAAUACUUUAUCACCUAUAAUUACCAAAAUGUCUCUCUUCAGAACUGUUCCCACUGCCGGAGACUUCUCUCCCCUCUUCCGCCUCUUGGAUGACUACGACACCCACCGCUCUACCAGAGGCCAGAACACCAUGCGCUCCUUUGCUCCUCGCUUCGAUAUCCGCGAGAGCAAUGACGCCUACCACCUAGACGGUGAACUUCCUGGCAUUCCGCAAAACAACAUCGACAUCGAGUUCACCGACCCCCAGACCUUGGUCAUCAAGGGCCGCGCUGAGCGAGAAUACCAAUCCGCCAGCACUGACCAGCAGGCCCAGGUUGAGACUGAAUCCCCGACUCCCGAGGAGGGAACCGAAGUCACCAAGGUCUCUGGCGAGAAGCGAGUGUCCACCGCCAAAUCCAGCAACAAGCCCCGCUACUGGGUUAGCGAGCGCUCCGUCGGCGAAUUCCAGCGCACCUUCAGCUUCCCGACUCGUGUUAGCCAGGACGAUGUCAAGGCAAGCCUGAAGAACGGCAUCCUCUCUCUUGUCGUGCCUAAGGCUGCACCCCCGAGCUCGAAGAAGAUCACCAUUCAGUGAACGAGACCGCCAGCGAACCAAAUAAUCACAGGCAAAAUGAAUAUGGAUCGGAUCGUUCGAUAUGAGUUUACGAGUGCUCUUGUUUUUUUAACUGUUUCGUCUCGCAUAGCAUGAUUGGUGGCUUUGACUGUUGUACUUCUAAAUCCUUAAUACUUGUCUUGUACUAUAGUGGACUCUUUACUUGAGUUAAUCAAU
Aspergillus versicolor CBS 583.65 is the source of this 930-nucleotide messenger RNA. Its product is annotated as Hsp20/alpha crystallin family protein. Lineage: Eukaryota; Fungi; Ascomycota; Eurotiomycetes; Eurotiales; Aspergillaceae. The record is from RefSeq and is a predicted model, not a curated record. Bases 190 to 735 code for a protein of 181 amino acids. The transcript has a single exon. Gene Ontology annotation, biological process: response to heat; response to hydrogen peroxide; response to salt stress.